Molecule: messenger RNA, 3105 nt
Organism: Eleginops maclovinus (Patagonian blennie)
Lineage: Eukaryota; Metazoa; Chordata; Actinopteri; Perciformes; Eleginopidae
Gene: myb
Product: v-myb avian myeloblastosis viral oncogene homolog
Exons: 15
Coding region: 102-1904 (600 amino acids)
Biological process (GO): mitotic cell cycle; positive regulation of transcription by RNA polymerase II
Cellular component (GO): nucleus
Molecular function (GO): DNA-binding transcription factor activity, RNA polymerase II-specific; RNA polymerase II cis-regulatory region sequence-specific DNA binding
Source: RefSeq, a predicted model, not a curated record
UUAAAUUAAUGUCAACCUGCCUUUGCCAGCAGAUCUAAACCAGCAGUGAUAGCGAAAGUACGUGCUCAGUGCAACCUGAGAGCUGCUCUACACAUAUUAACAUGGCUCGGCGGCCAAGAAACAGUGUUUACAGCAGCGAGGAGGAUGAGGAGGAGAACGAGAUGUAUGAGCAUGAUUAUGAUGGAACGCUGGCCAAGGCAGGGAAACGCCACCUCGGCAAAACACGUUGGACACGAGAAGAGGAUGAGAAGUUAAAGAAACUUGUUGAGCUUCACGGGUCAGAAGACUGGAAACUCAUCGCAAGCCUACUAACCGUGAGUCGACGUCCUAACCGUACAGAUGUGCAGUGUCAGCACAGGUGGCAGAAGGUUCUGAACCCAGAGCUCAUCAAAGGGCCUUGGACCAAAGAGGAGGACCAGAGGGUGAUCGAGCUGGUGCAGAAGUACGGAGCCAAGCGCUGGUCGGUCAUCGCCAAGCACCUAAAGGGGCGCAUCGGCAAGCAGUGCCGCGAGCGCUGGCACAAUCACCUGAACCCGGAGGUCAAGAAAACAUCGUGGACCGAGGAGGAGGACCGGAUCAUCUACCAGGCGCACGAGAAGCUGGGAAACCGCUGGGCCGAAAUCGCUAAGCUGCUCCCCGGCAGGACAGACAAUGCUAUAAAGAACCACUGGAACUCCACCAUGAGGAGAAAGGUAGAGCAGGAGGGCUACCUGCAGCUCACGUCCAAGAACGCCAACUCCUCGCUCUCCAUCGCCCACGGCUACGUCAAGAACAGCAAUCACAUCAUGGGUUUCCCCCACCACUCGCCCAGUCACACGCAGAUGUCCCCGCAACUCUACUACAUCUCCGACACACACAGGGUACCGUUCCCCUUGUCGCUGCCUUUUAACAUCCGGAACAUUCCCCAGCAUGGAACAGCUGCUAUACAGAGACACUAUAACGAGGAGGACCCCGAAAAGGAGCAGAGGGUGAAGGAGAUCGAGCGGCUGCUCAUGUCGACAGAAGACGAGCUGAGAGGGAAGCCAUCGCUAUCAAUGAAUUUGUCCUAUCCGACAAUCUGGGCCAGCCAGAGCGCUUUGACCAACAGCUCAGAGGGCGGCCUGUUGUUAACUCACCACCAUGCCCCCGCCCUGCCUCUGGAUCAGAGCUGCCUACCUGAGGAGAGCGCCUCUGCAUCACGUGCGAACGGCAGGAAUAACAACAACAACAACAACAACAACAGCCUUCACAGCAGCUCCACGUUCUCAAAUACUAUUCCAGAGUUCAUGGACUGCGUCAUCGACUCGUUUCUCAACCAGUCAAUGAGCUCGGAGCACUCUGACACCGACAGCUUACCGAUGAGUUCGCCCGUGGACACCAAGCCUGUGAUCAACCACACCAUCAGCCCCCACACAGACAGUGAAAUGUUCAGAACCCCAAAUAUCCGUCGGUCCAUCCUGGAGUCAUCUCCCUGUACGCCCACGCCCUUCAGGUCAGCCCUGGCCCGGCAGGAGGCCAAGUAUGGCAAACUACUGAAUUCCCCUCUGGAGCAGCAGAUGAUAGAGUCCAUCAAGCAGGAGCCCAUGGAGUGUGCCAUCGAUCAGCCUCCUCUGAAGAAGAUAAAACAAGAGGUGGAGUCCCCGUGUGAGAGGAGCCCGUGUAUGCAGUGGGAAGGACAAGAGCUCCACACACAGCUCUUUUCCCCAAGCGGCCCCGCACAGGAAGUACCUGACCUUCUCACCAGCUCAAUGUUGAGUGACGAUGGACACAAAUACCACCACCCCCGCAGAGGCAUGGGCAGCCCACUACAGCAGCUCAGUCCCUGGGAACAAGGGACUUGUGGGAAAACAGAGGAGCACGUCCUGGCCUCGGAGCAGAGCCACAAGUACAUCAACACUUACCCCACGAGGACACUGGUCAUGUAAAGAGACACUUGUUGAACUGAGAGAUCAGCAGUCCCUGCGCUGGACGCAGCGCGGCGGAUUACAUUUUUGUUGUGGUACAACAGUUGGGAGAGACUCUAUGCCGUCUGUGUUUUUACACUCACACUUGUUGGAUUUCAACCAACCAAAGACUAACCUUUUUUUACUCUUUUAUACAGAAUUUGCUCUGGGUUUUAUUGUACGUCCUUACUCUCGGUCUCGUCAUUUUUUAAAAUUGUUGUAUUAUAAAUGGGAAACGGUGGCUAUAUAAUUUUCAUUGGGAUGUAUUAUUAAUUCUGAAUUUUAAUAUUAAUAUAAAGAACAACUUGAUUAAUUUAUUUCCUUUUGAUAAUGUUAUUAUUGUUUUGUUUGGUUUUUUUUUACAAUUGGCCGAUGGAGCAGUGUUGAUUUUAAGUAUUUAAGCCCUAAGCAUUAUCAUAUAUUCCAAAGGCAUAUUAAUGGAUUGAAAACUGACCUCUUUAUUUCAGUCAUGAAACGUUUCUGUUCCUUUUCUAUUAUAAUUUUUUACAGGCUACAAUGUGUCUACUGAGAAUUUCGAGACUUUGGUCCAUGCCACAUAAUGUAAACACUUAUCGCUGAACCAGAAGCUGUUAUUAAACUAUGGACGGCCAUGUUUUAAACAAGGGGGCCAGCCUUAUUAGUAUUACCUGACCACCACAUUGGCACCUUAAAUUACGCUUUCAUUUCAAUUCACUUCUGGCCUUCACAGUAUCCUGUAUUGAACAAACACAUGUGUUAAAGAAAAAGUAUAUAUAUUUACAAAAUAUUAAAUGAGCUUAUAUUUAAUGAGCUUCACCCAGUAAGAGUAAAACCAAGCUGCACUUGAAUUUUAUAUUCUCCAUAAAAAGCGAGGGAUCUAAACACUGAUAUUUUAUAUAAUGCUACAAACAAAUACCAAUUGAAACUUUUGUAUGGUUGUUUGUUUUUAUACAUUUCUCUUGAAUUGUUUUAUAUUGUUGUGUAUUCAAUCAGCAUUUUGUUUUCUUACUAAGACUACAGUAGUCCAUUACAAACACUUAGCAGACAAUCUUUUAUACGCCUUGUUUUUUUAUAGUAGCUUUUGAGCAAAAAUGAUUUUAUAAAAGCAUUUAUACUUGCCAAGUUUUCAUGUUUUUUAUACUUUUCUAUACUGCCUAGUAAAUAAAGUGUGUUGUUUUUAUUAAAAUCUUUGUGUUGGGUGUCA